AUGACUGAAACACCAAAGAAAGAUGAUGAGGUUCUCAUUCAAGAAAUUAAUGUCAAUUCAACCUCUCCUUCACCAGAAGGUAUUCAUGAAAUCAACGAUCUCUUUGAGGGAUUUGAGAAUGCUAAUGCAGAAGAACUAUCUACUGAACAUACCAACAACGAAGAAGCCUCCACUUGUCUUCAUGAAAAACAACAACCAGUUGAUGAUAUGGACAUAGAAGGUAGUGAUGAUAAAAAGCAUAAGUCAUCAGACAGUUCUUCUGAAGAAAAGAAACCGAAAAUGAAAAAAGAUAAAAAAGAAAAGAAAGACAAGAAGGAUAAAAAAGAUAAAAAAGAUAAAAAAGAAAAGAAAGACAAGAAAAAUAAGAAAGACAAGAAGGAUAAAAAAGACAAGAAGGAUAAAAAAGAUAAGAAAAAUAAAAAAGAUAAGAAAAAUAAAAAAGAUAAAGAAGAAAAGAAACCAAGAAAGACUAAUAAAAAAAUUAAUAAAGAAGAAAUUAUUAGGAUGGUUAAGAGUGGUGAAUAUAAACUUGUUCCUAUAGAACAAUAUGAUAAAUUAGUACGUAGUACUAAGAAAUUACACAAAGCAAUAAUGAACAUUAUCUCUUUGGAAAAAUGA
Molecule: messenger RNA, 618 nt
Organism: Entamoeba histolytica HM-1:IMSS
Lineage: Eukaryota; Evosea; Mastigamoebida; Endamoebidae
Exons: 1
Coding region: 1-618 (205 amino acids)
Source: RefSeq, a predicted model, not a curated record